Diaporthe batatas is the source of this 2625-nucleotide messenger RNA. RefSeq names its product spermidine synthase. Gene Ontology annotation, cellular component: cytosol. NCBI's taxonomy places the organism in Eukaryota, Fungi, Ascomycota, Sordariomycetes, Diaporthales, Diaporthaceae. The coding region runs from base 201 to 1280 and encodes 359 amino acids. The transcript is spliced from 5 exons. The record is from RefSeq and is a predicted model, not a curated record. Gene Ontology annotation, molecular function: spermidine synthase activity. Gene Ontology annotation, biological process: spermidine biosynthetic process.
CGGCAGACGAAGCCAACUGAGUGCUGGGUGCGCCAGUGCCUUCCAAGGUUGUCUUACCAUCUUCUGUCAGACAGCACUUGAGGAUAUCAUACAGCUUUGCAGUGAAUCCAGCUGUGUAGAGCCUGGUUACUUGGACAACAUCCACUAGCUAUGUUGCAUGUUGACUUUGCAGGCUUGGUAGGUUUUGUUUGCGUCGGGCAAUGGGAAAAUUUUUCUUUGCCCAAUCGAGAUAUAGCAGCGGCCAGAGACUACUCCGCAACUUCACCCCACGAACUCGCUUCGGGAACGAGAGCCUGCUCUCUCACUGCCAUCCUACACGCUCAGUAAAGUCCUCAUCCUUUACAACAGCACUACCUGCCUUUACUUCCCAGUGUCCUUGCCAUACCUCCCUCGCCAUCAAAAUGUCCGAAAUCACCCACCAGACCAUCAAAGAUGGAUGGUUCCGCGAGAUCUCAGACAUGUGGCCCGGCCAGGCCAUGACCCUGAAGGUCAAGAAGGUUCUGCACCAUGAGAAGAGCAAGUACCAGGACGUCCUGAUCUUCGAGUCUACCGACUACGGCACCGUUCUGGUCUUGGACAACGUCAUCCAGUGCACUGAGCGGGACGAGUUUUCCUACCAGGAGAUGAUCACCCACCUGGCCAUGAACUCCCACCCCGACCCCAAGAAGGUUCUGGUCAUUGGUGGCGGCGAUGGUGGUGUUCUCCGUGAGGUUGUCAAGCACGAGGGCAUCGAGGAGGCCGUCCUGUGCGACAUUGAUGAGGCCGUCAUUCGUCUUUCCAAGGAGUACCUUCCCGGCAUGGCUGCGGGUUAUAACCACCCCAAGGUCAAGGUCCACGUCGGCGAUGGCUUCAAGUUCUUGGACGACUACAAGAACAGCUUCGACGUCAUCAUCACCGACUCUUCUGACCCAGAGGGCCCGGCUGAGAGCUUGUUCCAGAAGCCCUACUUCCAGCUGAUGCACGAUGCCCUGCGGGAUGGCGGCGUCAUUACUACGCAAGGUUCUGAGAACCAAUGGCUCCACCUGCCUCUCAUCACCAAGCUCAAGAAGGACUGCAAGGAGAUCUUCCCUGUUGCCGAGUACGCCUACACCACCAUCCCGACCUACCCCUCAGGACAGAUCGGCUUCAUGGUCUGCUGCAAGGACGCCAACCGCAACGUCAAGGUGCCGGUUCGGUCCUGGUCCCCAGAGGAGGAGGAGAAGCUGUGCAGGUACUACAACUCGGAGAUCCACAAGGCCUCCUUCAUCCUGCCCACAUUUGCUGCCAAGGCCCUGCAAUAAGUGGCAGUAUUGAUCAGGCGUGGUCUGAUAUCGUGAGGCCCCGGGAUGGCCGACGAGUCCCACGGGAAUCUUGAGGGUCAGAGCUAUUCCAAGCUGCUACGGUGAAUGGGUGGACCAUGAAACGGGUCGAUCAUACUGGCAAGAAUCCUGACGGAUCAUAAAAUGCAAGCACUCGAUGCUUGCAAAUAAACUUGAUAUAUACCCUUUAAAGCCAGGAUCUUGGCAGCCCCAUAUCUUUGAUCCGAUUAAUCCUGACCCUUGUCGCCAAAUUGUACUUUGCCCUGACUGAUGUCGGGAUACACGUCGAAUCGCCUCUGGUGCCUCAGCGGUAUACUUUUCCUCGUCUCCUCAAUUUUCUCGCCAGUUAGGUCUGCCGUCACUAUUGUCUCCUUUUCCUCGGCCUCCACGACAACCUGUGCCAUGGGGUCCACCACAAGGCUGUGGCCGUAGGCAGGGUACGUGGCGUUGACGUCCCGUGCUGGGGAGCAGAGCGCGACGUAUACCUGGUUGUCCAUGGCUCUAGCCCGACCCUGCAAGCUCCAGUGUAGCGGGCCCGUGGUGGUGUUGAACGCGCCCGGGUAUAUCAGCGCGAAGCAGCCCUUGCGGGCGGCCACCAUUGCCAGCUCUGGGAAGCGGAUGUCGUAGCAUAUUGCCACAGCGAUCUUGCCGUACUCAGGCAGGUCGACGAUGGUGACCUUGUUUCCUGGUGAGAGGACAUCGGACUCCCUGAACUUGAUCUUGCCGGGGAUAUCAAUGUCAAACAGGUGGACCUUCCUAUGCUUGGCCAGCAGGUCCCCGCCCGGCCCGAAAACCAGUGAGGUGUUGUAGUAUAGCUUCUUGUCCUCCUUCCCAUGCUGUUCUGACUCUGGUAUCGAGCCUCCGACUAGAUAUGUGCCAGUCUCCCUGGCCAUCUCCGACAGGGCAUGGUAGCUGGGACUCUGCUCCUUGCUCGGCGGCGACGGCAGCAGCUGCUCGGCGUACGUGGGGAAGUAGUCGCACCCGUAGGGCGAGUUGAAGCACUCCGGGAGGACGAUUAUCUUCGCGCCCAUCUUGGCGGCUUCAUGGACCUUCUCACGCGCGUUGGCGAGGUUGGCGUUCUUGUCGGCGCCACUGGCGAGCUGAACGCACGCCAGCUUGACGGGCUUCUUGAGCACCAGGGCGGGGCUCGCGGACGCCAUGUUUCUCUGGAACCACCUGAUCGGUAUAAGACGGGACGCGGGAGAUCUUGGGCUGCGGCUAAUAGAGAUAAUUGUCCUCCACGUGGUCCGCAUUCUCAGCAGCGGGGGAGAAAAUGGUUGCGACGACAAUGCGGAGGUAUAGAGCGUGCCGAUGUCGACAUCGGCAC